AUGGCGAUUUGUAUUACCUUUGGAACGCAUGAGUUCACCUCCAUGCUAGAAGGCUAUGAGAAUGUUAGAGCUUAUUGCUAUAACUGUCAACACUGGAAUGGACAUUGUAUAACCCGAUGGCCAUUCUUCACCGUUUGCUUUGUUCCUGUGAUUCCACUGUCUACACAUAAGUACAGGGAAGUCACCUGCUACACAUGUCGCUUCACCCAAGAUCUACGUGACCGCCCAGAUAUCAAUCCAAACACCAGGCCGCCGCCGGGCGCAGUAUAUGGGCCGCAGCCUCCACCGCAGGCUUAUUUCGGGGGUCCCCAGCAGCCUCCGCAAUAUCCACAACCGCAACCGCAACCGCAACCGCAACAGCAGGCGCUACCGAUGGCGUCGGGGGCAGCCUCUCCGCCUCCGCAAAAUUUCACGUACAAGUAAUUCUAAUGGGCUUUAGAAGCAUGGAUGUUUGUUUAUUUUUUUGUUUUUUUUUUUUUUUUUUUU
Molecule: messenger RNA, 486 nt
Organism: Aspergillus ochraceoroseus IBT 24754
Lineage: Eukaryota; Fungi; Ascomycota; Eurotiomycetes; Eurotiales; Aspergillaceae
Product: rhodopsin family protein
Exons: 7
Coding region: 1-423 (140 amino acids)
Source: RefSeq, a predicted model, not a curated record